Messenger RNA from Cucurbitaria berberidis CBS 394.84, 2720 nucleotides. RefSeq lists its product as uncharacterized. NCBI's taxonomy places the organism in Eukaryota, Fungi, Ascomycota, Dothideomycetes, Pleosporales, Cucurbitariaceae. Bases 36 to 2549 code for a protein of 837 amino acids. The transcript is spliced from 5 exons. The record is from RefSeq and is a predicted model, not a curated record.
CACCGAUUCGAGGCGACGCGCAAGCCCUCUUCAAUAUGAGCCGCACAGCUAAGCGUGAUAUACAAGGCUACAUCAUGGGGCAGUACAAAGCCGUGGACAAGUCUGGGCACGAACUGACCAACCCGACCGGCACAAAGUUUGUCUUCUGUCUUGGUCUCGACAAUGAUGACGUAUCGGAUUCGCUAGAACCGGAUGCAAAGAUAGCCUUGGAGGAGUAUGUUAAUGCAGAGGAGGACAACAACUUGAUAUUGAGCCCCGUUCGUCGCCUACGCCACGCGACAACAACGUCCCAGGAGGAGCCUCUGACGGAUUGCGUCGAGCAUUACAUCGAGGACUACACUGACGAUGGGAUAACGGUUCUUUCCACUAUCGACGAGGUGGAGGAAGAUGACCUUUCAGAUUCAUCCUCUGAUAUCACCGCCGUGGAGUUGUCGAACGUCGUGAUUGACCGGAAAGCCCGUCUCAUGCGCAGCCACAGAAUGCCGUCUCUUGCUCAGAUCAUCGCAAGCGCAGAUCCGAACGACCUUCCAUCUCCAGAAAAGUCUGAUACAGAAUCAGAUUCAGUCUCAGACUAUGGAGAUGACCUCGAGGACAUCACCCAGAAGGUCGAUUAUCAUCGGUUCCUCCCGCUGGCGGACUCGGACGAAGGCCUUGAAGAUAACAGCAAGCAGACUUCUUCGACUGAAUCUGCCACCGACACUGUUGUAGAUAUCGAGUACCCGCGCAACAACGACCACAAGAGCCUCCUCAAGCGCCACGACGGCAAAGUGUCCCUCGCGAGUCUUAUCGCCAGUGCGAAAGACGACGGCUUUCUAGUAGACGACGACCUCGACCCCGAUGAAGAUGCGGACAUAUCCCCUUCAUCACAUCGUCGAGUCUCGUACUAUUUCGCCGUAAAGCCAUGCCUCGAUCCACAAUUCUCGGGCCACGGCUCUUGCCAUUCCCACGAACAGCGCGCUUUUGGCCGCUCUGCAGCAUCUGCAGUUCGGACACUGCGCGACCGCUUCGUGUUCAAGCAUCAUGCGAACGGUCAUGCAAAGCGGCAUGGCGGGACCUAUAGAAAGUGGAAUGUGGCGAAGUGGGAGACGGGUGCGAUCAUGGUGCAUGGGCCCUCGUCUCUGCGCAACGAGGUCGUUUAUGAAGACGACGAUGAUGUUGAAGAGGAAGACGUCGAGGUCUCCAGUAUCUCUCUUCCAGUGGUGACACAUGACGGCCCUGGAGAUGGACUUAACUCUGUGUUGAGCAAUAGCUCCGAGGAAGACGUUGAUGGUCCUUCCUUUCGCGUUGGCGAAGGAUUCGAUGCGUCAGGCUCUGGUGAGGAUGAUGAGGCCGACUUCGUAUUUGAAGAGGGCGAUACGCUGCUUGAGGCAGACAUUGUUCAGGCCCCCAGCAGUCCUGUCGAUGAGAUCGUCGAUGAGUACGAACAUAUUCCUCAUGAUACAGAGAACAUCAUCCCGCACGAGGAAGAUGUCACAUUCGAGACACCACCAGGCCCGGUUGCCGCUGAGGAGGAGGUCCUAGAGGACUUUGAAAACGCUUUCGACGAAGGCGAUUCCGUCUACUUGGAUAAGGCUCGACAGGAUCAGGCAGCUCGAGCUGGGCGCAUGCGAAUCGAGACCUUCAACAAUGCAUCACGGGAACACGAGAACGAUGAUUCGUCGUCUAUGCACUACCAUACUGGACCCAUAUUGCUCAAGACCUUGAUCGAUAACGACGAAGAUAACAAGAACCUAUCUGCUCGCACGUCAAUCUUCUCGAACCAAACGUCCGUCACCUCGAAAUCAUCCUACGAGAGCUUUCAGCACAGCUACUCGCGGCUCAUAGAUGCACUCGACCUCGAGCGCGACGCACAUGAUUGUGAAGAUGGUUGCGCGGUCUGCAUGACUACUCUGCGAGGCUUCUCAGAUGCUAGUAUUGGUCGCUCAGCCGUAUCGGCAGACCAUACAGCGGCUAUGGGCAAUGGUAGAAAGCGCGUUAUUAGCUUACCACUGGUACCUUCGGCGAUGCAGCCCAACCAUGUGGCAGACGAGUCGGCGGCAUUCCUUCCAGUCGGUCAUGGGCCGGGUAUUCACCGUAGUCCUUCGCGACUCCGCAAUAACCUUGGUGUUCCGGAUACACCAAAUCGCAUCAACCACAAGCUUGAUAACCUCCUAGCGUACAUUAUCACAUCACAUGGGUCGGAGGAGUCGCCGGACGGCGCUCAAUCACACGUACCUCUCCCAAAUGUCGAAUCCGACACCAUCGAUCUAACAUCAGCCCCUGCGGCCUAUCAGCCAAUUAGAGUGUCUCGAACCAAGGAGCCUACCCACCCCGAGUAUGAUGAAUAUGCUGCGACUGCCGCCCACGGACAGGAGUACCCUACGCUCUUCAACGACGUCCCUUAUGAAUCACGCCAACCUCGCUGGGUCGGAAAGAUUAAGGAACAUCUCAGCAAGGCUCCUAAGAAGGUGCAACAGACUACACGCCGUUGCGUCAAGUCCACGAAGAAGCUCACCAAGACCGUUCGUUACUUUGUUCCGGUUGCCCUUUCCGCCUGCUCACCAUUUUAAGCGAUUUGGAUGCUUUCAAGGUGCUCGGCUUUUCUAUUCUUGGGAUACUGUUCCCUUCUCAUUGCUUGUAUCUUUUCUACUCUACAUCUUCAUAGUGCUACAUUUCCUUCAGUUCUUACUUCAUAUAAGGCAAUUCUCGGAAUCAGAUAGUCGCUCAGAGCGAUGAGGCAC